Vanderwaltozyma polyspora DSM 70294 is the source of this 450-nucleotide messenger RNA. RefSeq names its product Mtc3p (gene MTC3). The record is from RefSeq and is a predicted model, not a curated record. The transcript has a single exon. Lineage: Eukaryota; Fungi; Ascomycota; Saccharomycetes; Saccharomycetales; Saccharomycetaceae. Gene Ontology annotation, biological process: mitochondrial electron transport, cytochrome c to oxygen. The coding region runs from base 1 to 450 and encodes 149 amino acids.
AUGCUGGUAAGUAGAUUCCAGGUUGGAGUUGGAUUAUUCCGUUUGAAUGAAAUUUUGAAACGAUCAAUUUCGAAUGUUAAUAUUACUAGCAAGUAUGAAUAUCCAGAUGAGUUAGGGACUGAGUAUACACCUCCAGAUCUAUCCCAAGUGACUAAACAAUGGAACACCAAGACUAUGAGUCCUUUAUUGAAGGAAGAGAUUAAGGAAUACUUGGUUUGGAAAAUGGAAGAUGAUUGGAAGACCAUGACUAAUGAUGAAACCAAGGCCGCUUAUUAUCUGUCAUUUGGGUCCUGGGGACCUAGAGGUAAAGGAGGAUCUGAAGGAAGUGACCCGAUUUUUAUACUAUUAAAGAGUACAUAUUCAUUGUUAAUAUUUGCUGGAUUAGGGGUUUCUCUUGUUAACUUCAAAAGAGACAAAAGUUUACUGAAGGAUUUGGAAACUUUAAAAUAG